AUGGCACAGAGAGGAUGGUAUGAAGAAUGGCACCUGGAAUGGUGUUCCCUUAGAAUCUUGGCUGGUGCCUCUUUAGAGGGUGUGACUGGCUCAGAUUAUUCCUCAGUGGGAUGGUUACCUGGUACUGAAUCCCUGUGGCAGAGCACAACGAUUUCAUCAGGCAGUCAAAGCAAUCCUGUCAGAAGACACAGUAUAGCUUCCGACAGCGGGGACACUGGGAUUGGUACCUCCUGUUCUGACAGUGUGGAAGAUCAUUCAACUUCAAGUGGUACAUCCUCAUUUAAGCCCAGUCGAUCACUGGUUUCCAUUCCCACUGCCCAUGUGAUGCUGUCUAAUGCCAGCUCUUCACUUUCCAAACACAGGGAAGCUUUCAAGUCUGAUGGCUCAAAAUGGAGCACAAGCUUUGUACGGUCAGGAGGAGGCAGAAAUCAGGGUUCACUGGACAACUCCCUUGACAUGAAAGAUGCAAGACCUGUGAGAAAAUGGUCCUCCUUGUCUAAACUCAGCUCACCAAAUACCUUCAGCCAAGAUGGUAGUAGUCAUUUGAUGGAAUACAGGGCUGGUACAGACAAAGCCAUGUCACCACAAUUAAGGACAAAUGGGCCAAGUUGUUUGCAUGACAGCAUGGAGUUGCUAAAAAUUGAGGACAAAGAAAUGGGGAAAAAACGAUCUUCUCUACUGGACUGCAAAUAUAAAUUUGAAACGUGCAGCAAAGAUGAUUUUGUUUCAGAUUCCCCAAGUAGGAGACAUGCCUUAGACUUGACCUACAGUGCCUUACCUGAAAGCAAACCUACGGCAGCCAGUUGUGAGGCUUUCGGACAGAGAUACGCAACACUGGGACAACAGGCUGUGAGUGGAGCUCCCAUACAGCCGGCAGUGAGGACUCAAAUGUGGCUUAAGGAGCAGCUCCGUGCAAAUCCCCUGGACUGCAGGCCUGCCGAGGAGCCCUACGGUGUAGCUGCAUGGCAUGUGCAGCAGCCUGAAGAUUUUAGAAUAGGAGGUGAACAGCCUGUGCAGGUUUCACCUGGAACAUCUCGUCCAAGUUACCCAGCUAGCAGCUAUCAGGACUCCAGCAACUGGGAAUCUCUAAUGAAAAUUAAAGAGGGGCUGCUAAGACAGAAAGAGUUUGUGAUUGAUCGGCAAAAUCAGCAAAUUAACAAUUUACAUCAGAAGAUAAGGGAGAAUGAAUUACGAGCUCAACACGCAAGACUGAGCCAUCUUGUGAACUGCGAAGAACCUUACGUGACUAAUUUACAGCAACCACAGUAUGAGAGCACACUGCUGCAACCUCACAUUUCAGAAAGAUCAGCCUCCCACCUUGAGGAGCUUGAGCGAAAGAUUGCAGCAGCUGAGAAUAAGGAAUUACAACUCAGUGAAAUUGUAAAACAACUUUCAAACAAAUCUAGUGAGGAGAAAAAGAAGAUGGAGGAGAAACUUAAAACUAGAGAUCGAUAUAUUAAUAGCCUGAAAAAGAAAUGCCAGAAGGAGUCUGAGCAAAACAAAGAAAAACAAAGACGAAUUGAAACCUUAGAAAAAUACCUGGCUGACCUACCAACACUGGAUGAUAUAGAAGGGCAGACUAAACAGCUGCACAUUCUAGAAGAGAAGAACAGGCAACUUCAAGAAACUAUGACUGAGUUAGAAAAGAAGCUCGGCGAGGCCCGGUCGCAGUGCAGAGAGAGAGAAUUACAGCUGGCAUCUCAGAAGAAAAAAGAAAAAGAGCUGGUCACAACAGUGCAGAGUUUACAACAGAAAGUAGAAAAAUGCCUGGAAGAUGGUAUUCGACUUCCUAUGUUGGACACGAAACAGCUUCAGAGUGAGAAUGAAUGUCUUAAAGAGAAGAAUGAGAAAGCCAGUAAGGUCAUAGACAAUCAGCAAAAUCAGAUAGCUGGACUGAUUUUAGACAUGCAGUCUAUGCAAGAGAAGCUUUCACAAGAAAAGUUGAUAAUUCAGAAGAUGACAAAUGAGCUUGAGGAAAAAGAAAGGAAUAUAGAGCAGUUGAAUAAAACUCUCUCUGAAAACCAAAGACUGAUGGAAGAGAAUGCCUGCCUGAAGGAGCAGAUGCGGCUGGUGGAGCAGUCCAGGCAGCCAGUAUCUGAGAAGAUGCCUAUAGCAGACCAGUUGUUCAAGGAAAUGUCCCACUGCUUGUUUGACUUGAAAGCACUGUGCAGUAUUCUUACCCAGAGAGCUCAGGGCAAGGAACCUAACCUUUCCUUACUGCUGGGAAUCAGAUCACUGAGCUGUUCAGCUGAAGAGAGUGAAAACUACCACAGCACGGAAACUCUUUCCAAGAAGCUCUUGGACGUUUGUCAGUUACGGAAGGAUAUUGAUGAAUUGAGGACUAUAAUGUCAGACCGUUAUGCUCAAGACAUGGGGGACAAUUGCAUUACUCAAUGACAAAACUUCAUCUAGUAGAAAAAGACUUACUAAAUCCUGCUGUGUCACAGGUCUUUUCAUUUCUACUAAGGAACCAUAUUGGAAGGCUGCAAAUAGCCCCAGACAUGCACCUGCGAGGGCUGCGUAUAAUUAACCUUGGGAGUCUGGUCUGGAGGGGAGAGUCAGCAUUGAACAGAGUGGUACAAACUGCAAGAAAUCUUUUCUCCAAACUACUGAAUGUAGGAACAAGCUGUGAAGAAUGACUCAGUUGGACACUCUGUUUCCUUCAUUAGGGCUCAUUUCAUUACUUCACCUAGUUUUUGGAAUCAGAGCUUCAAAACAGCCGUGCUGCUACUGCUCUCAGUCCUUUCCUUCAUCAAGGGUUUGUGUGGCAUUAUAUGUGUUCUGAUAUUAGAGGAGAAGGUCAAAGGACCUGUAUGUGGUGAAGCCAGAGGUUUCUGCCACUGCACGUCACUCUAAGAAUUGCAGUUGGAACAAUCUUGGAGCACUACAAAAAGUAGUUGCUAUCCAAGUUGUCUAAAAAUAGGAAUAUAGGAAAGAUGGUUUUAGUAGUGGAUUGUUUGUCCAAUAGCAGAUACCCCCCCAAGUUUAACUCCUUUAUGCAAACAAGUCCAUAAAAUAUAGCUAUAUCAGGUUGUUUGAAGUGCUCUCACAUUGCUGUAAGAAGUUUCAGUAAUAUGAAUUCUGUGACAAGCCCAGCGAAGCUAUAAGACAUGAAACUGCAGCAUAGUACAUGGCUGCAGGAAAACAAACAAACAAACAAAGCAACCAACAACUGUACUUUGGUGUUUGUAUUAACUUUUUCCUUAGGUCCUCUCCAUUUUAAAAUGUGGCUGGUCUGUGUUCUGUUGCUGAAGGCCUCUGAUGAGGUUGUGCACCACCUCAACCAUUUUUUACCACAGCUAUAGAAAGGGUUUUUAACUCUUGGCAAAAUCAGGGCUCGAACCAGAAGUUUUCCAGUUAGAAGUAUUAAGUAUUUGGUUAUCUGAGAACUGCAACGUUUGCCACAUUGUUUUGGAAUUUUUGAUCUCUCCAUUUUUGUAGGAAGCAAUUACCUAAAAAAAUAAGAUUGUGUUCCAUAGCUUAUUCAAUGAGUAUCACUUGGCAGUGCUGUUUAACUCCCAUGGGACAGAUGACAUUUCCUGGAACAUUACUGCAAGGUAGCUGCACAGUUAUGCAUGCUGGAAAAUAGUAUUUAACUGAAGAAAACAAAAACCUGUGAAGAGCAAAACCACUUCCAAAACACACUGUUAAGAAAAAUACGUGCAUCACUUACGUGUGUGGGACUAAAAGAAGGUUUCAGAUGCUUUAAAAUGCAAGUCAGUCAACUUACCCGUAGUGGGGAUACCAGCAGAAAUCUCUUAGAAGGCUUAGCAAUUAGAACCAAGAAAAUUCUAGGGUAACAUUUUUAUGGCAAAAGUGUUAGUAUCUUCUGUUUUCUGAUUAUAUUUGUGUUAAUAGAAAAAAGUGGUAAAGCAACAUAUGCUGGUUACCAGUUUUAACUUGGUGAUAUUUUGCUUUCUGUCGAUUGUUAAACAGUUACCAUUAAUGUUGUUUUUAUAAUUUAGUGGUUUAUUUUUUUAACUAUAUGCAUUUAUUUAUUUCACAGUUUUCUCUAUCCUGAAACUACACUUGGACUAAUUUGCGAAAAAUAACAUUGCUAUUUAUAUUACUGCUACAUGGUGUUUCCAGAUAGAUUAAUCUGGUUCAGCUUCUGUGAGCACUGAAACAGUGUCUAGAGGAAAUCGCAAGUGAAAUUGUUUAGUGUCUACUUAAAGGAAAAGAAAUGAGGCCAUUUUAUUUUAAAUUUCUAUGCUCUUUCUGUAUGCACGCUGCAAUCUCUCCACAAGGGUGCAAUUUUCUCUGGUUUUCCUUGUCCUUCUCAAUACUGUGAUGGGGUGGAGUUGGAAAUAUGAGUGUGCUCUUCUCAUUGAUGUAACAAGUUUGUCAUGAUUGGGGAAAAGGUCUUCUGAACUAAUCUGCAUUCUUAGACUGCAAACAGAUCAAUGGUAAUUAUCUAAAGGGGUGAUUUAUUGUGGAAGCUCAUUAGCAGUAUUAAUUCCACAUUAAUACACAUCUUCCACAUUGAAGGUGUACUUUUUUUACUAGUGCAAAACUGAAGACAAGGAACUUUGUACAAAUGGGCUGGCAUGGUUUUCUGUGCCUCUGACAGUAUUGGCUUUUGUAACUAAAGACUCAGCUCCUUCCUUUGGUGUAGUUUGCUGGUUUUGGUCCUGCAGUGAAGUAGUAGUCUUCAGUUUAUGGCAUUUGUCUCCUACCAGAAUUCAACAAUAGCAUUUCAGAUAAUAAAUGAGAAGCAUUAGGGAGAGAGGAAAUACCUAAGUUACACAUUGUUGUUUGUUUCCUUAAAUGGCAAUGUUGUACCUAUAAAAAUUUACCAAGCAACACUUUUUCUAAAUUUGAUGAAAAUAACAAGGAGGUUAAUAGAGCAAUUAGAGAGGAGCAGGAGAUCUUUUUUUUGAACUGUUAAGCUUGUCACUUGGCUGGUGUGCCUCCAGUGCCCCUCCUGUUAAAGGGUGAUACUGUACUGAAAGCUGAGAUCAGUAAUUUAUGUUUGCAGAGCACUUCACUUUUUAUGGUCUUCGAGUAUUAGUUGAAAGUUUCUCUGGAAGGAGGUCCCAAUUUAUUUGUAAUACUUUGAUUGCAGUGCUGUAAUCUUGCAUUGUGAUGUUUUUCUUACAGAACCUGUAAUAUUUAUGUUGACUUUAAAGCACUUGAUUUUGAAACCCCGUGAGUUUAUCUGCCUCAGUCAAAUUAAAGUAGGGAGGUAAAUGAUGGAUUUAUGAGCCAAAGAUGCAGACUACCAACUGACUGUCUACAGUGAUGCAGUAUUUUGCUUUGAUUCCUUAAAAUUUGGCCUGUUGUAGUGGUAGCAAUUACUAUAUAUGCAUCAGUUUACAGAUGCCUCUAAAUGGAAUAAGCUUUGUCUAAGAUAUGCAUGACUGUUUAAUUGGUUAAAAUGUAGUGUGUGUGUGGUGUCAUUCAACUUAUUUAAUACGGAGUUGAUUAAAGAAUGUUAACAUUG
This is a messenger RNA of Manacus vitellinus (golden-collared manakin), 5443 nucleotides long. RefSeq names its product centrosomal protein 85 like (gene CEP85L). Gene Ontology annotation, cellular component: centrosome. The coding region runs from base 1 to 2397 and encodes 798 amino acids. NCBI's taxonomy places the organism in Eukaryota, Metazoa, Chordata, Aves, Passeriformes, Pipridae. The transcript is spliced from 13 exons. The record is from RefSeq and is a predicted model, not a curated record.